Messenger RNA from Kwoniella shivajii, 741 nucleotides. RefSeq lists its product as uncharacterized. Lineage: Eukaryota; Fungi; Basidiomycota; Tremellomycetes; Tremellales; Cryptococcaceae. Gene Ontology annotation, cellular component: nucleus. The record is from RefSeq and is a predicted model, not a curated record. The coding region runs from base 1 to 741 and encodes 246 amino acids. The transcript is spliced from 4 exons.
AUGGAUCCCAGUCAAAUACUCACACCUGCUACGGGUUCAAUAACGUCUCGAUUUGAAUCACAAACUUCUAUCGACGAAGCGAAAGAGAAUAGACAAAAACAAUGGCGAGAAGCUUAUGCCAGGAUAGGGCAGGAACCACCUGCUGAACAACCUGACGAAGAAUAUGAUCCUAGAACUUUGUAUGAGAGAUUACAAGCUAAGAAGGACGUCAAGAAGGAAGAAUGGGAUAAUAAGAUGAAAUUAUCAAAUCAAUGGAGAGGUUUAGAUAGUGAAGAACAAAUGUUCUUGAGGGAAAAAGAAGCUGAAAAGAGAGCUGAACAGAGGAAAGUGGAAGAUAAAGAAGCUGAAGAAUUGAGAGAAUAUAGAGAGAGAUUAGCGGCUAAGCAUUCCACUCCAAUCGACCCCAUCCCCUCUUCAUCCUCUACCUCAACAGCGUCCUCUCAGACUAAGAAAGUACCCCCAAAACCAGCAAGGAAAGAUGUCAAAUCCUUGAUGAAGGGAAUAGUAGUCAAGAAGAAGCCCAAACCUUCCACAUCUACUACUCCUUCAGCCAAAAAUAUGACCCCUCAAACAUCUAUUUCGACAUCAGCAACGAAAGAAUCGCCUUCAGCUAUACCGACGAGUACGAAUGAAAAACCAAUACUGGGAAAUAAACGCGAUGCUUCGUCUGAGAUAUGGAGUUCUGAUGAGAUGAAAGAUCAAGAAGAUAAAAGACGUAAACUGAACGAAGAAAAGGUGUAA